CAUCAACACAUCGACCCACGCGACUCCUGAGGAUGAGUUCAGCUUCCGUACGACGUUUAUAGGCACACAAAGAACAGCGUCAAUAAUUCUUUGACCUCAUGGCUGCAUCGGGCAGAGCGUUUCACGUGGAAGCGCUGUAAGGAGCACCCUUGCGAUGCACCACUUUGUUUGCGUAGCCUAGGCGGCCCACGACAGCAUUGCCUUUGCGUCUGAUGAUGGUUUGAUGCAAAAUACUAAUGAGGCUUGAUCAUGGUCGUGGUUGCACCUUCAUAUCGGGUCGCUCUCGUCCCAUCGUCAUUUAUCAUUGAUCAAGAGAUCUAACCUUACACAAUGAUACCCGCACUUCGAAGAAGAGACGAUGGCUCAUAUCCGGAGGGAGGUGUGUUCUACAAGUGCAACUAUUUCCGUGGUUGCUGCACGAUAGACCCAUGCAUGCCAGGUAGUACCUGUCCUGCAGACGAGGACCGGACUCCAGGGCGAUCCUCAGAUGCACCGUCAUCUACCCUGAUCGCAUCGAUAUCGAUCACCUCGAUCACCUCGAUGACUUCUUCAAUGGUGUCUCGAACAACCUCUGGGCCGGCCCUUGACACUGGAUUUACGAUUAGCUUAGAGAAGCCCUCGUUGAAGACUGUCACACAGAGUCCAUCAGCCAUAGCGACAUCAUCUACCAACGCGCCAGUACCAGCGGACCACGCUCAAUCCUCGAUUAUAGCGCCCGUGGUCGGUGCAGUGCUAGGCACAGUCAUCUUGUGUGCAUUGCUUGCCUCAAUACUCCUGUACCUCAGAAGGAGACGGCGGACGAAGGUAUAUAAAGCGGCAUCAUAUCCUUCUCCCUUAGUUGGUGACGACAUGACAUCGCAAUUAUCAAGUAAGCCCAUGUGUUACGCUUUGGUCUUUGGUACACGAUAUUAUUUGAAGUCAGGGAAAGCAUCUACCCAAUUCCAGCAGAAAAUAGCAGCACUCUACAGAGCAGACUCUAUCACGAAACCAGAAAAUCCACCACAGCUAGGCAGUCGAGAGAUAGGUCAGCAUGAACUCCAUCGCAACGCCUCGAUGGCACGUCUCUCUGAGCUUCCCGCUGAGCCAAUACCAUGGCCAGGCCAUGCUGCCCACGGCUAGACCUUUCUUCAAUCAUGAUGAUAUUACAACAGAAGCCUCAUGACACCCAACAUCCAUAGAUACCCCAUAGCUCAGGUAGCUUAGAAACUUCGAGAUGGCACUAGCACAACAGAUGGAGUUCUUGGUGUGAUGCUC
Messenger RNA from Alternaria rosae, 1254 nucleotides. RefSeq lists its product as uncharacterized. The transcript is spliced from 3 exons. Lineage: Eukaryota; Fungi; Ascomycota; Dothideomycetes; Pleosporales; Pleosporaceae. The record is from RefSeq and is a predicted model, not a curated record. The coding region runs from base 331 to 1119 and encodes 262 amino acids.